CAGAACGUUCUGGCCGGAGCGCUGUUCGGGCCGUGGGUCGGGCUGCUGCUCUGCUCUGCGCUGACGUCCCUGGGAGCCACCUGCUGCUAUCUGCUGUCCGGAGCCUUCGGGAAGCGUUUGGUGGUGCGCUGCUUUCCGGAUAAAGUGGCGCUGCUGCAGAGAAAGGUCGAAGAGAACAGGAGCUGCUUGUUUUUUUUCCUGUUGUUCCUGAGGCUGUUCCCCAUGACACCAAACUGGUUUCUGAAUCUCUCGGCUCCCAUCCUGAACAUCCCCAUCUCCCAGUUCUUCUUCUCCGUCCUCAUCGGUCUUACACCCUACAACUUCAUCUGUGUACAGACAGGAGCCAUUCUAUCACAAAUCAACUCUCUGGAUGCCAUUUUCUCUUGGGACACACUGCUCAAGCUGCUUCUAAUGGCUAUGGCAGCAUUGAUACCAGGGACUCUGAUCAAGAAAUACAGCAAGAAGCACUUAAAGCUGGAUGAAGAUGAGCACGCUCCAUUACUCAAUGGCAAAAAGAGCAUGUGAUGGCUCAGAUGGCCCUUGUGCUGGGGGGACUGCCUCACAAAAGCUGCGGGUCUCUGUUCCUGUGGGUUAUAUUCUGCAUGCUCUGUGUCCUUGUGGACCAUGGAUAAUUGCAGCUUUUAUUCUUCUCCUCAUCUAAGAGGAGGUGCAACGUUCUCCUUUUUAAUUAAUGUUUUAUCGUGCAUGGAUCUGCACUGAAAAUAGAAGGAAACUUGGUGAACACUGGA
Molecule: messenger RNA, 749 nt
Organism: Meleagris gallopavo (turkey)
Lineage: Eukaryota; Metazoa; Chordata; Aves; Galliformes; Phasianidae
Source: RefSeq, a predicted model, not a curated record